This is a messenger RNA of Myotis daubentonii (Daubenton's bat), 2533 nucleotides long. It is a transcript of the gene ACADL, whose product is annotated as acyl-CoA dehydrogenase long chain. Gene Ontology annotation, molecular function: flavin adenine dinucleotide binding; long-chain fatty acyl-CoA dehydrogenase activity. Lineage: Eukaryota; Metazoa; Chordata; Mammalia; Chiroptera; Vespertilionidae. Gene Ontology annotation, cellular component: mitochondrion; cytoplasm. Gene Ontology annotation, biological process: fatty acid beta-oxidation using acyl-CoA dehydrogenase; long-chain fatty acid catabolic process; carnitine metabolic process, CoA-linked. The record is from RefSeq and is a predicted model, not a curated record.
ACGGGCCGCGGACAGUCCUUCCCACCCCCCAGCCCCACCCCGGGCUGCCAGCUGGCCGCGUCCUUCGCCCCAGUCAUUCUUCGCUGUCCCAGCCAUGGCCUCCCGCCUCCUCCGUGGGUCCCUGCGCUUAUGGGGCGGCCGGUGCGCUCCGUGCCCGCCGCGGUCCGCGAGAUGUUCUCAUUCCGGAGGGGAGCAUCGUCUAGAAACUUCUUCUGCUAAAAAAUUAACAGAUAUAGGAAUUAGAAGAAUCUUCUCUUCAGAUCAUGACAUUUUCCGGGAAAGUGUAAGGAAGUUUUUUCAAGAAGAAGUGGUUCCUCAUCACACAGAAUGGGAGAAAGCUGGAGAAGUGAGUAGGGAGCUUUGGGAAAAAGCCGGAAAACAAGGACUGCUCGGGGUCAACAUAGCGGAGCAACAUGGCGGCAUUGGUGGGGACUUGUACUCCGCAGCUGUGGUUUGGGAGGAGCAAGCAUAUUCGAAUUGUACAGGCCCAGGUUUCAGUCUUCAUUCAGAUAUCGUCAUGCCCUAUAUUGCAAACUAUGGCACAGAAGAACAGAUUAAGAACUUCAUUCCCCGGAUGACUGCAGGGAAAUGUAUUGGUGCCAUAGCAAUGACAGAGCCUGGGGCUGGAAGUGACUUGCAAGGAGUAAGAACACAUGCCAAAAAGGAUGGAAGUGACUGGAUUCUUAAUGGCAGCAAGGUGUUCAUUACCAAUGGGUGGCUAAGUGACGUCGUGAUAGUAGUGGCAGUCACAAAUCGUGAAGCUCGCUCCCCUGCCCAUGGCAUUAGCCUUUUUCUGGUGGAAGAUGGAAUGAAAGGAUUUAUCAAGGGACGAAAGCUACAUAAAAUGGGAAUGAAAGCCCAGGACACUGCAGAAUUAUUCUUUGAAGACGUACGGUUGCCAGCUAGCGCCCUGCUUGGAGAAGAGAAUAAAGGCUUCUAUUACCUCAUGCAAGAGCUUCCACAGGAAAGGCUUUUGAUUGCCGAGAUAGCAGUUUCAGCCAGUGAAUUCAUGUUUGAAGAAACCAGGGACUACGUUAAACAAAGAAAAGCUUUUGGGAAAACAGUUGCACAUAUACAGACGGUGCAGCAUAAACUAGCAGAAUUAAAAACACACAUUUGUGUGACCAGAGCAUUCGUGGACAGCUGUAUCCAGCUGCAUGAAGCAAAGCGUCUGGACUCUGCCUCGGCUUCCAUGGCGAAAUACUGGGCAUCUGAGUUACAGAACAGUGUGGCUUAUGACUGCGUGCAGCUCCAUGGCGGUUGGGGAUACAUGUGGGAGUACCCAAUUGCAAAAGCUUACGUGGAUGCCCGAGUUCAGCCAAUCUAUGGUGGUACCAAUGAAAUAAUGAAAGAGCUGAUUGCAAGAGACAUCGUCCGAGACAAAUAGACAUCUGCCCACAUCCUGGAAUCCUAUUACAACUAAUCUGGUUUUAAAUCUACUCAAGAUAAAACACAACCUGGACAGGGUGGAAAUACUAAACAUGUCUUCAUAUGCUGUUUUAUAGAAAAAAAGUCAAAUGCAAAUAUAAGAUUAACACAAAGAAAGAAGAAAUAUUUGAAUCCAAAGAUUCUAAAAUUCUUCAACAUAAGGUUUAACUUUUAUAAUUUUUUACAUAGCUAAAAGGUGAAGAUUUUUCUGAUUCUAGAAGCCUUAGUGCCUCACUUUCCCCUAAAAUUCUAAUAAAGCAUAAUUGCUUAAAUCUUUAAAAUUGAGGCAGAAGUAAUUUUGUUAUUAUACUACAAAAACAUUAAUAGUACUUACAGCACAUUUACUUUAAAAGGGAAAAAAUAUAAUUUAGAAUUGUAAAUAAUUUCAACUAUUUUUUGGUCCAAAUUUCCUAGAACAGUAGAAUUCUACCACCUACCCCAAGAUCCUGUUUUUAAGUAAUGGAACCCGUUCUUCAAACAAAAGCUCAUGCAGAGUCCCUGUAAAAUGCUGAUAAAUGAAGAGCUGCUCUAGUUGAAUCAGGAAGCCUUCUUAGGACUCAGCUAAGCCUUUGCCUAACCCCGUUGGAGAAUGCUGUCUGUUCUCAUCUGCUGACACCUGGGCUUGCAACAGAAUUCCAGCCCAGUUUUGUAGGAGGACACAGAAGAAUCCAUCAUCCUUUAGAUUUAAGCUAUUGGUACAUUUUAUCAGUAUCAAAACAGUGACUUUUAUUUUGGAAGAGUGUGCUUUUUAAGUUAAUUUAAUGAGUACUUCAUGUCUCUUAUAUGCCAGGCUGUUAAAAAUAUGAUGACAAAUAAAACUGGCAUGACUCCUACUAAUAAAUAAAUGAAGAAACAAGUUAUAAUAAAUAAUGUAAGAAGUAAAUAAAUAAGAUAAUUUCAAAUCAUAAAUGCAGUAAGAGAAAUAAAGUAAACAUUUAAAAUAGGAAAGGGAGGAAACAACAUUUGACUUGAGACAUAAAAGUAAUUCUUAUAAAAAAAUAAGCCAUUAAUUUAAUUUGUAAACUGUUAGCAUCAUUUCAGUACUUGUUUUUCUUUGCAUAUACUGGUGAAACCGUGAAUAAAGUAGUUUGUAAAUGGAAACAAA